Physella acuta is the source of this 4468-nucleotide messenger RNA. RefSeq lists its product as uncharacterized. The record is from RefSeq and is a predicted model, not a curated record. Lineage: Eukaryota; Metazoa; Mollusca; Gastropoda; Physidae.
UCAAAUCAAGCUUCACCGCGACUUAUCCAGCCUGCGACCUCUGUUGACUCCUGAGACUAACCCACGCCAGCUUUAUCAACCAUCACAUCCACCUAACCCUCCACGGACCACAUCUUUUGUGCGUGUUUAUUCUAUUAAAGUGUACAACCGACCCAACAAGGCAACCAGUGAGCUACCUACCCAUCCCUGAGGCAUCCACUGAACCAAAGAUCCAACUACAUCCAACUACACCACUUCGGAUCUCCACAUACAGUUAACUACACGUUCAGCUUAGACGUUCAAACCCAGAGCCAGCGACCUACCCAAGCAUCCGACUACUACACACUUCAUCAAUAAUGGAAGCCGACCAGUCUACCACCCACCCAGCCAUAAGGCGUUUCACAUGCGAGAUCUGCGAGCGGGUAUUCACGCUUAAACAUCACUUGUCAAGGCACCAAGACUCUGCACAUGGACGACAAAGACAUCCCUGCACAUCAUGCGGGAAAGUAUUUACACGACUUGACAAUUUGACAAGACACUUUACGAAAGCACACAACAACCAAACAUCACCGACCGACACCCCAUCAGCAACCAACAGACAAACACACCAACCCACAUUAGUGACCGACACACAUACUGCCCAACCCCCAUCAGCGAGCCAAACAGCUCGUACCGCGACCAACACUACCACCUUAAAACGACAUACGAUGUAUGACGACAUAACAAACAACAAACGCGUAAAGACUAACAAUGACAGUACCAUUAAUUCACACACCACUAUUUUUCCUGUAGACGAGCUUAGGGGAGAUGCAGUAGACUUACACCCGACCACAGACAAAGCUUCACCCACAUCCCUUCUUACAGACAUUCCUGACUUUAUUAAACAUAAUCACGCCAUUAACAUGUUGCAACAGGAUUCAAAUUCCAAACCCUACACAGACAACUUCUCCUUUUUUAGAUGUUUAGCCAGACAUUUAGGAGCUUCCAUAAUAAAUCUUAGAAAGCCAACAUUAAAACUCGCGAAACAGUGGCAAGCGCACCAAGGUCUCGGGACCUUGGAUAAUUUUAGCGGGGUUAGGUUGGUCGAAAUUCCCCUCUUAGAGUCUUGUUUUAGUGUAAAUAUUGAGAUUUUUGAAUUUAACGAAAACCAGAUCCUUUCCCCGAAACUUAGAAGUAAUGAUAGGUUUAGGGAGACUGUGUAUCUUUUAUUUUUUCAAAAUCAGUUUAUGUACAUUAAUAAUAUUGGUGGGGCGGGUCACUCUUUCGCGUGUUCUGUGUGUAACAAAUUAUGGCCCACCGUUCAACAAUUGAACAGACACGUGAAAGGGUGUAAUGGGGGGAAACCCGUUGAUAGGUAUAAGGGAGGGGUUUAUCACACACAGCAAACAAUCUGGGAGUUUUUAGCGUCCUAUGGGGUAGUUGUAAAUAGUAACUUUGUUUAUCCCUUCCGAGCAACUUACGAUUUCGAAUGCUAUUUCGACCAUACCGAGUUACCCACGUUAGGUAGAGUUACAACAAGCGUAGCCAAACACGUGCCUUUGUCUUGCUCUGUCGCCUCAAACGUAGAUGGGUUCGUCGAACCCAUCUGUUUUAUUUCGACUGGUGACCCUCGAGAAUUAGUGACUAGAGUUAUUGACAGACUCCACAUAAUCGCUGAGGCAGCUUAUGGAAUUUUGAGAAAACAGUUCGAGCCUGUUUUUAAGCAAAUCAGGAAGUUAUUUCCACCUAAAGCUAGGGGUAGUGAUAAUAAGUCGAACGACAAAGGGUUUGAUAGCUUUCUUAGCGGUAGAUUAGAUGAGUAUUUGCGACAAAUGCCGGUUAUAGGGUUUAAUUCAGGAAAAUAUGAUAUAAAUCUCGUUAAGCCGUAUUUUAUUCAGUACUUUUUAGCUUAUUCAAACACAGAAGAGGGGUUAGAGGAGGGACCUAGAGCUAGUUGUAACGAUGAUGAAGACGACGUAGAAGAUAAACAAACACCGUUUAAAUAUGUAGUUAAAAGAAAUAAUAAUUUUAUGUGUAUAUCAACAAAUAAAUUAAAGUUUUUAGAUAUAGUUAAUUAUCUAGCACCAGGGUUUAGCUAUAGUAAAUACCUCGCCGCAUAUAAUGUUAAAGAGACCAAGGGAUUUUUUCCGUACGAAUAUGUCAAAAAUUUAGCCGUCUUAGAUGAAACGUCUUUACCUCCGCAUUCGGCCUUUUUUUCAUCAUUAAAAAAUUGUAACAUUUCAGACGAGGAGUACGCGAUGUGUAGCCAAAUUUGGGUAGAGAAGGGGAUGCAAACUUUUAAAGAUUAUCUUAUUUGGUAUAACAAUCUCGAUGUAAAACCGUUUAUCGAAGCGCUCGAGCAGCAAACUAAUUUUUACAAAAAUUUAGGGGUUGAUAUUUUUAAAGACGCGAUUUCUGUCCCGGGGGUAACCUUAAAAUACUUAUUCAAAACACUUCCCGAAAACGUUUCUUUUUCUUUGUGUUCCGAGCGCGAAUCAGAGUUACAUAAAACAAUCCGAAAUAAUAUCGUAGGGGGCCCCUCCAUUAUUUUUCAUAGACAUCACGAAAAGGGUGAAACGUUCAUUAGGGGGAAUAGUAAAAAGGUGGUACAGGCAAUUAAGGGGUACGAUGCGAACGCGCUUUAUUUAUGGUCUUUAAUGCAAAAAAUGCCGACGGGCUUUCCGAUUAUUAGAAAUAGUGAGGAGGGGUUUAGACCGCGUAAAACGAAUCAUUAUGGGGAACAGGCCUUUCAGUGGUUAUCGUGGGUUUCAAAAACAAAGGGGGUAACUUUAAAAACGGCAUUUAACGGGGGUGAAGUUAGCUUAGGAUCACGCCAUAUAAGAGUAGACGGGUGGGACGCGAACAGUCGAACCGUUUAUCAGUUCCAUGGCUGCCUCUUUCAUGGACACCCCGACUGCCCCUUAACCAAAGACCGAACAGUAAAUCCUAUUAGUAACAGACCCUUGACAGAGUUAUUUAAAAAGACAAACGAAAUUACGAAGUACCUUACCGAGACUGUUGACGUUAAAGUCGUAGAAAUGUGGGAAUGUGAGUGGGGGAACCAGAAAAAAAUGAACCCAACUAUUAAAGACUAUUUAAACUCUAUUGACAAAUCACAAAAAACACCGACACCGACCUAUGGUAAGAAAUGGCCCCUGACUGAAAAACAGAUCAUCGAUUCUGUUUUAGACGACUCGUGUUUUGGACUGAUAGAAUGUGACAUUAAAGUACCGGAUAGUUUAAGAGCACAUUUUAGUGAGAUGACACCUAUUUUUAAAAAUACGGACGUUACGCGGGAUGACAUCGGACCUUUUAUGAGACAAUACGCGAUCGAUAACAACUUAUUAACUAGCGGUAGACGGACUUUAAUCGGUAGCUUUACAGGGGAGAAAAUUUUAUUAGCGACCCCCCUUUUAAAGUGGUAUUUAAAUCAUGGGUUGGUGGUAACUAAAAUUUAUCAAGUCGUUGAAUAUAAUCCGGUUGCAUGUUUUAAGACAUUUGGGGAUACAGUUUCAGACGCGCGAAGAAAGGGGGACAUAGACGACAAAUACGCAAUAACUAGUGAAACAAUGAAAUUGUUAGGAAACGCGGCAUACGGUAAAACUUUGACGGAUAAAACACGACAUGCGGACAUGACCUACUGUAGUGAUAGGGAUAUAGGGGAUUGUAUUAAUAAUCCACGAUUUAAAAAAAUGACAAAACUUACCGACGCUGUUUACGAAGUAGAAACGUUAAAAAAGAAGAUAGUUUGGGAUCUCCCUCUUCAGAUAGGCUUUUUCGUUUAUCAGUACGCGAAACUUAGAAUGUUAGAAUUUUAUUAUGACUUUAUAGACAAAUAUAUAGAUAGAACCGACUUUCAGCUAUGUGAGAUGGACACGGACAGUUUAUACUUAGCCUUAAGUACCGAUGACUUGUUAAAAGCCGUUAGACCGGGACUAGAACACGAGUUUUUUGACAUUUACGACAAAUGGUUCCCCUCAGAAGUAUGCGACUCACAUAGACCACAAUUUAUAAGCGGCAAAGGCACGGUAGAUAGUCAUUGUCUGGGGUGUAGGGCUAGGAAAAUUUAUGAAAAAAGAACACCGGGGUUGUUUAAAUUAGAAUAUGAAGGGGAUGGGAUGGUAUCUUUAUGUAGUAAGACGUACCACUGUUUUGGCGAGUUUAAUAAAACAUCAACCAAGGGAUUAUCUAAAAAUCACAACACAUUAGGCAAAGAAUCUUUCAUGCAGGUCCUCACAACAAAGGAACCAAGUGGUGGGACAAACACAGGGUUCAGAGCAUACAACACGGGAAUAUAUACUUACACCCAACACAGAAACUCACUUUCUUACUUUUACAUUAAAAGACGAGUAGACGCAGACAAUGUCACAACAUCUCCCCUAGACAUAUAAGAACCUUUAGUUUACCAACCAUGACUUUAACGAGACUUUAAUGUAAAUAUGUAAAUAAGACAGAACCAUGACGGUAUGCUGAUGGGGUUGUUUUUAUUCAAUAAAAACUUAUGAUAUAA